Molecule: messenger RNA, 1204 nt
Organism: Uranotaenia lowii
Lineage: Eukaryota; Metazoa; Arthropoda; Insecta; Diptera; Culicidae
Product: E3 ubiquitin-protein ligase AMFR-like
Exons: 2
Coding region: 508-909 (133 amino acids)
Biological process (GO): ubiquitin-dependent protein catabolic process; endoplasmic reticulum unfolded protein response; protein K48-linked ubiquitination
Cellular component (GO): cytosol; endoplasmic reticulum; ubiquitin ligase complex
Molecular function (GO): ubiquitin protein ligase activity
Source: RefSeq, a predicted model, not a curated record
CGAGAUUGCACUCGCUACAGUGUUUUUAUCACAAUUGUGAUCUUCGUCUGGGACAUCAUGUGAACGAACAGUUUUGAAGAUUGAAUCAAAUGGAAAUCCCGGAAUCUAGAAUCGCUACCUGUUGGUAAUGAAAUGGGUGAGUUUGCUUUUCUAAUCUUAUUGUGUUUAUCAUGAUUUUAUUUCGUUUAAUAGCACACAAUCACUAUAGAAACUACACCUGGUUUUGACACUCUAUUCAAUCCUAACUUUAAAUCAGAUUCUACUGAUAAGCAGCUUGAACUUCAAAUUAUAAAUAAGUGUAUGUAAACGAAUGCACCUUGAAUAAGUUUGUAAAAUAUAGUUUUGUGUGAUUAUUCUUUAUGUUUUAUAGACCAAUAAGUGCCUAAACUCUUUUUGUGUUCCUUUUUUGCAACAAUUCCAUGAGACAAGCAUGGCCCAGUGGCAUACAACAUAGAAUUUUCGUUCGAGGUGGCCGCCCUGGUCGUUGACUUUGGCCAUCAUCUGCACAUGCUGCUGUGGGCAAAUGUGUUCCUUUCGUUGGCCAGCCUGGUGAUCAUCGUGCAGUUCCGCUGUCUGAACAACGAGAUACAAAGGAAGUUCAAGAAGCACCGUAACUACCCGUGGGUGCUAGAAAACAUGGAAAAUAGCUGUCCCCUAGCGACGGCCGAAGAUCUGAAUUCUGACAACUGUGUCAUAUGCUGGGAGAAGAUGGAAACCGCCCGGAAUCUGCCCUGUUCGCAUCUGUGUCAUAACUCAUGCCUUCAAUCUUGGUUGGAACGGGACACCAGUUGGCCGACGUGUCAGCUCGGGUUAAGCGUUAACAAUGCCAAUGUGGCCAAUAUUUUGCAGAAUGAAAUCCGCAUCGAUGACCCGGAACCGGUUGACGGGUUGGACCGGGACGAACUGUAAUCCGGUUUCUUGGAAAACGGCGGCUGAAAAUCAUACCGAGCAAGUCAGGAUCAUGGCCCGGCACGUCCAGGAGAUGUUCCCCCGAUUUCCAAUGUCUACGGUCAUUGCCGAUCUGAGCAUAUCGCGAUCGAUCGAAGUCACAAUUGAUCCUGGAAGGGCGCUUUCCAGCCAGCAUUCUCGUCAGCAGCAUUCACCAUCAUCAUCAUCGGUGGCUUCCACGCCCAGCUCCGACAGUUCCUCCGCGCCGCUGCCAAAAGCUUUUCUCAAUAACAAAGAUAAUUAGAAACUUACAUAG